Dioscorea cayenensis subsp. rotundata (Guinea yam) is the source of this 689-nucleotide messenger RNA. Its product is annotated as protein LURP-one-related 15-like. Bases 1 to 603 code for a protein of 200 amino acids. The record is from RefSeq and is a predicted model, not a curated record. Lineage: Eukaryota; Viridiplantae; Streptophyta; Magnoliopsida; Dioscoreales; Dioscoreaceae. The transcript has 3 exons.
AUGGAAUGUUACAAUCCCAUCAUAGGACCACAAUACUGUCUUCUUUACCCAACAGAUCUUGUUUUCACUAAAACCAUCGCCGGAGUGAGGCAUGGUGAGCUCUCCGUCACCGACGUUAACUGCAAGCCCCUCUUCUGGUUUGAUGGCUCUUCCGAGAAUAACAGGUGGUUCUUAGUUGAUGCAAACUCUACAAGCCCUCUCAUUUCCAUAAAAAGAAAAAAGAGUUGGCGUUGUCAUGAUCGGUGGCAAGUAUUCAGAGGUGCUAGCAAGAAGAAAAGAGAUCUGUUGUUCAAGUUGAAGAGGAGCUCAUCAUUUGGGUUCAAUGCAGAGUGGCGAGUAAAUCUUGUUGCUAAUAAGACCAUAGAGAAUAAGUAUGAUUUUAAGAUAAAAGGAGGGUAUAAAAAGAGAUCAAUCAAGAUUUACAAGGGAGAUACGUCCAUUGUUGUUGCUCAGAUGAGGAAGGAACAUAAAUUUGUGAAUUUGCCAUGGGACAAACAUGCAUUUGUGGUGAACAUCAAUCCACACACAGACCAUGCCUUUAUUGUCUCACUCAUUGUUGUUAUAGAUGCAAUCUCUCAAGUUUUGCAAGCAGCAUCUUCAUGAGCUUGAAAGUCAAGAAGAUUGUCUUCGGUCAAACAUAUUUGGGUUUUUUUUUUCUCUGAAGUGAUCGGCAUACUACAUAUGCAUUG